GGCAAACGCUUAGUAACUACAUGUCCCAUAAUGCCUCACGCCACCGCCUGAAAAGUUACCGUACUACCAUGUAUAAACCUGUGUAGAAACGAGUAGUGUUUUGUUAGGAAGUUAGUAUAAUAAUACAUGGGCAUAAUUACACAUAAAUCGUAUCGCUAUAUCCUGUGUGCUACAGCUACCUUAUUUUUGGUCGUUUACUACGUCAAAUUGCAGUUGCUGUCAAACUCCUCAGCAUCGAUGAGUAAACACACACUAGAGUAUUUUCUCAACAAAGGGACAAUACAAAGAAAUGAUGCUGCUGAUAUUGAGUGGUUUCACGCGACAAACAGCAAGAGCAAACUCACCGAGGCUCUUCGAAGUUCCGCACAGAUGAUUGAAGCUGAUGUUCUUCUCAGGGGUCGUGAUCCUGAAGAGCCCAUUAUGGCGCACCCGCCUGAGAACGACAGUGAUAUCAACCUACAGGACUGGCUGAAAGAGGUUGUGAAAUCAGACAAAGGAAUAAAAUUAGACUUUAAAAGCCUCACAGCAGUAUCCCCAUCUAUGAUUCUACUGCAAGAGGUUCGAGAUCAGCUGCAGGGACCAGUGUGGAUCAAUGCUGACAUUCUUCCAGGUCCUGGUGGAAAAGCCAUUCCUUUAGACCCUCAGGUCUUUCUAAAACAAGCGUCUCUCAGAUCAGACGAUGUUCUCUCUUUGGGUUGGACCACUGGAUGGGAUGCAAAUGUAGAUAACCUUGGCUACAGCUGGGAGAUGGUUCAUCAGAUGGAAAACUUGUGCAGAUCCCUAAAGCAACCAGUCACAUUUCCAGUCCGAGCAGCCCUACUUCCUGUGUCCUUUUCACAGCUUCAGUGGCUUUUAGAGCAAUCAAAAACGUACAGCCUGACUGUGUGGACAGGCAGAGAUGAUGUUUUUAAAGUCGAGGAGCUGUUGCCCUACAGGCAAAACUUCAGCAAAACCAGAAUCUACUAUGAUCUGCUAGAAUCACAAAUGACACAAUUUAAACGACUACCUAGCUUCUCCUAAUGAAAAACAAUAACAUGAGUUUGACUUUAAAAAGUAAAAACAUUAAGCACAUGACAUUUUAUUAUUUUCAAUUUAGGACUUCAUCCUCAUGUUUCUUUGAUUGUCCUAAGUCUAAUUAAUAGACAAUAUCAGAGAAAAACUGUAUUUUUGUCAUUUACAUUUUGUUGUACUUUGGACGUUUAUGCAUUUAUAAUGACAAAAUGCAUUAAAAGCAAGA
Messenger RNA from Triplophysa rosa, 1237 nucleotides. It is a transcript of the gene fam151b, whose product is annotated as family with sequence similarity 151 member B. The transcript is spliced from 6 exons. The coding region runs from base 127 to 1020 and encodes 297 amino acids. NCBI's taxonomy places the organism in Eukaryota, Metazoa, Chordata, Actinopteri, Cypriniformes, Nemacheilidae. The record is from RefSeq and is a predicted model, not a curated record.